Messenger RNA from Poeciliopsis prolifica (blackstripe livebearer), 1520 nucleotides. RefSeq names its product ATPase family AAA domain containing 1a (gene atad1a). Gene Ontology annotation, molecular function: ATP hydrolysis activity; ATP binding. Lineage: Eukaryota; Metazoa; Chordata; Actinopteri; Cyprinodontiformes; Poeciliidae. The coding region runs from base 119 to 1264 and encodes 381 amino acids. The record is from RefSeq and is a predicted model, not a curated record. The transcript has 10 exons. Gene Ontology annotation, cellular component: mitochondrial outer membrane.
CGUUCCGGAACAAAAGCGUUUGUUCCUACCCGAGCCACAAAAACGGUUGCGCCGUUAGUGAGGUUUGCUAACGUUGCUCGUUUCAGUUUUGCCAAUGGACUGACAUUGGCCAGCACAGAUGCUGCUGAAGGAUCUGCCCAGAGACGCCCUGCUGCGGCCCUUGUCCAGGAAUGAAGUCAUUGGCCUGUUGGUGAGGUUGAGCAUCUUUGGUGCUGCCACAUACUACAGCAUCAAAUGGGUGGUGGACGCCAUGGACCCCACCUCUAAGCAGAAAAGCCAGGCCAAAAAACGGGCAGAGGAGCUGUUGAGGAGAAUAGGCGUGGAGGGCGUCAUACUGACUGAGUAUGAGAUGAACAUCGCCACUCUCUUAGUCGAUCCCCAAACUAUCAAGGUGUCUUGGAGAGAUAUAGCUGGUCUGGAUGAGAUUAUUAAUGAGCUUCAGGACACAGUUAUAUUGCCGUUUCAGAAAAGACACCUUUUACCCAACUCUAAACUCUUCCAGCCUCCUAAAGGUGUAUUAUUGUUUGGUCCUCCGGGAUGUGGGAAGACCAUGAUUGCCAAGGCAACAGCCAAAGCCUCAGGCUGCAAGUUUAUCAACCUGCAGGCCUCCACGCUGACAGACAUGUGGUACGGAGAGUCACAGAAACUGACUGCCGCCGUCUUCUCACUGGCCGUCAAAAUCCAGCCUUGUAUUAUUUUUAUUGAUGAGAUUGAGUCAUUUCUAAGAAACCGCUCCAGUCUGGAUCACGAGGCCACAGCCAUGAUGAAGGCCCAGUUCAUGAGCCUGUGGGAUGGCCUUGACACUUCUACAACCACCCAGGUGAUGGUGAUGGGAGCCACCAACAGGCCGCAGGAUGUCGAUCCGGCGAUUCUGCGAAGGAUGCCUGCCACGUUUCAUAUCGGCCUGCCGAAUGCAAAGCAGAGAGAAGACAUCCUCCGGCUGAUUUUAGCAGGAGAAAAUCUGAGCAACGCCAUAAAUCUGAAGGAGAUUGCAGAGAAGACCGACGGAUACUCGGGCAGCGACCUCCGAGAGCUCUGCCGCGACGCCGCCAUGUACCGGGUCAGGGACUUCGUCCGCAAGGAGCAGAUCAGGCAGAUCGCGCAGCAGCUGCAGAGCUGCGAGGAGGAGGAAGGGCCCGUUGACGAGGAUCGGCUACGGCCGGUAACGCAGCUGGACCUGCUCUUCGGCCUCGAUAAGAUGAAGGAAUCCAAGCAGGCCACGGUUGCUACCCUACCCCUCGUGGCAGAGGUUCCUCUGGACUGAGCGCCGCUAACAGGGAGACUGCACUCACCUUUUUAGUGGCUACGGGUUCCAGCUCUGAACGCAGACCACUAGGAAGGUGCCUUUUGAAAGGCAAGAGACAAAAAUCCAGUUUUUUGGGCUUGGUAGAAUCCUGCAGGCUAUGUUAAUACAGUAUUGAGCAUACCCCUCAUCAUCUUCUCCACCCACCCUUACAUGUGACCAGGUACAAUAAAUGAGAACUGAGCAAUUCCAGCUGCUAGCUUAAUGCAUGAGAAAA